UUGAACGAUAUUGAGAGUCACUGGUAGUAGGCCUUGGUGAAAAUAUCAACCUGACGAAUGCAUGAUAAUUAUAGCCGUGUGGUGACCAACAGUUAAAUGUUUUUCGGUUAUAGGACGAGAAAGCUGCGGAUGGUGGUCAGCAGGUUCAGCAGCAGGUCCAGAAAGAGCAAAGUAGCAGGCAUAACCCUCGGUUUCUUCAUUAUUUUCACCACCUUCAAGCUUGCACCAUGGACACAAGAAGGUGAGGCGAUACAAGAAACGACAAGAAAGGAACAAUCCAUCUACGGUGAUGAGAUGCACGCCGGCAUACAUGUUCGUCUGGACACGUGCCACUUCUGCAUGGGAGCAUUGCUUUAUGCAGCAGACGACGUCAUUACCAGCCAUGUUUGUAAAGCAGACGGCAGGGAUGAUGAGGCAGAACGUGAUAACAUUGCCCCGCAUACACUAUUUGUAAUCAUAACAUCUGAGGAAAGAGGGCGCUAUCGUAAGACCCUGCGGCAGACGUGGCUGCAGCAUACCCGGUUUAAUAAGGAUGCAGAUUAUCGCCACGUGUUCUACAUGGGAAUAAAGAAUGGGAAAACAGUAAGCAGUGCAGUGAAGCUGGAGCAGUACGUCCAUGGUGACCUUAUGGUGGGCAAUUUUACAGAUAACUCAGCGAACGAGACUGUCAAGCUGAUGAAAGCUUUAUCUUAUCCCGCUUUUAAGUGUCGGAAUGCUGAACGCGUGUUGGUCACUACUGAUCACGUGUUGUUUAAUAAGACGCAAUACCUGCACUACCUCAGACGCCACCGCCUGCACACGGCCGUUGGUGGGCAGUGCAUGUACGGUCUCACGGUCGACCAUCUCGAUAAAACGUCUCCAUGGUAUGCUACAAAAGACGAGAACCCUUGGGGAUAUUAUCCAGACUUUUGUCUGGCGAAUGCGAUGCUCAUAGAAAUCUCUCCCCUGCAUGAACUUGUAUACCAGUCCAUUGGAAUUCCCUUCUUUCGCAUCCCGAGUAUUUAUCUUGGAUUUGUAAUGGACUAUUUGAAGGUCAAGGCUGUCACAAUGGAUGGAUUUUAUGCCUGUAUGUCAGACUACGAUCCUUGCACUUCUCCGAGCGGUGCUGCGGUCAUCCAGUUGGACGAUCGUGUUAAUUUAACGGCCUUAUGGACGACACAGUGUAGUAACUCAAAACUAGAACAGUCGUCACCGCGAAAGGAAGGAACGAAUCAGGUGCAUAGGACAUUGGCCCCAUAUCCAGGGCAAGAUGUUUAUCAAACAAGGGCUGCUGUGAUUAGCUCAGCGAACAAGUUGCCAGUGAAGGCGAAGAAACCCCCAAAGCAGAAAACUGAUUCUCCGCCGGUAAACGCGAAGGUUGCAAAGAAGCCAAGACCAAAAUCGUCGCCGGUCAAAUGGGUGAAAAGAACCUUGUCUCCAGGUUCGAUGCCGGUCAAAGCAACUAUUGCUAUAGAAACGUGGACGAAGCCAAUGUUUGUCAAAAGAUUUUUUGCUAUCAAGCAGAAGCCAAAAUCUUCCCCGGCCAAAACAACUAUUGCUCUUGAACAGCAUCGGAUAUCUCGGCCAGUCAAAAGGGAAAAUGUCCGAAAUAAUCGGACAAGAUCUUCGCCGUUCAGUGGAAAUAUUGUCAUCCUGGAGCAGCAGCGUAAAGCCCCAUCAAAGAAGGAUGUUACUUUUAUAAAACGAAAGCUGAAACCUAAACGAAAAGAUUCUCUUUAGGAGCAGCUGAAUCCACUAUUGUUUACAAUAAAUGAUCCCACCGUCGCACAUAAACGAGGAAAUGACCUCGUGUGGAGUAUGAAACCGGUUCUGAUAACCAUUGUGUUCAUGGCCCUCGCCGUAUAUGUGAACAAGGCAGGAAGUGUUGAUGACGUAUCAUAUAUGAAAAAAGGAUCUGCGAAAGAACUGUAAAACAUGGUCAAUGCGAAACGUUGUUUUCUUAGUCACAAACAACAAACCAAUGCUCCAUCACACUAGUUGUUC
Lineus longissimus is the source of this 1983-nucleotide messenger RNA. RefSeq lists its product as uncharacterized. The record is from RefSeq and is a predicted model, not a curated record. The transcript is spliced from 2 exons. The coding region runs from base 97 to 1719 and encodes 540 amino acids. NCBI's taxonomy places the organism in Eukaryota, Metazoa, Nemertea, Pilidiophora, Heteronemertea, Lineidae. Gene Ontology annotation, molecular function: hexosyltransferase activity. Gene Ontology annotation, cellular component: Golgi membrane.